AUGCCGCGGCCGCGGGCGGAGCUGCGCGGACGGCUCCGGUACCGGGGCUGCGGGCCGAGUCCCCGCCUCAGCCUCCUGCACGUGCGGCUCUCGGCGGCGGCGGCGCGGGCGCUGCGCGGCUGCGGGCGGCGGCAGGGAGCGCCGGGGCCCGUGAUCGCCUUCCAGGGCAGCCAGGGGUGCCUGACGGUGCCGGGAGGCCCCGGGACCCCCCCGCAGCUCUUCGCCUUCUCCCUCUCCCGCUGCAGCCAGGACGAGCCGCACAGCAGCUUCGAGUGCGUGCGGCUGGCGGUGCCCCGGUUAGGUCAGGGCCGGCUGGACAGUCUGGGCAGCAUCCAGCAGAAAAUCACAGUCUGUGCCUGGGAGAGCAGCUGCCCACCGCUAUGGGAGCGUGUGUCCCCGGCGAAGGAGCCCCACAGCAGAGCAGUUGUUGAGCCUGAUCUGGCUGUGCUUGGCUAUGGCAAAGGCAUCACGGCUCCCGAGAAGGCCAGCAUGACCGGCCUGCUGGGGAAGGGUUCUGCCUGCCAUGUCCCUGAGAGCAGGAACCACAGGCCUGCAGCAGCCAGCCCCAGGGCUUCUGUUCAAAGCCUGGUUCAGCCCCAUUGCAAGCACGAGCUCCUGCAGCGGCUGGGGGGGAUGCCGGCAGGCAGGCCCAGCGGGACACAGCUGCUGGCGGCGCCGGAGGAGGUCAUGGAUCCUGCUGCCUGCAGCUACCACGUGAGGGGGACCCUGGUGGGCCGGUCACAGGAGGACUGCACAGGGUACACAGCCCAGGAGUGGCAGCAGGCUGCCCUGCUGCAGUGCAGGAACCAGGACCGCAGACCCUCAGCCCCGACCUUCUUGGUGCCUCUGCAGCAGCCUCUGGAGCAUGGCUCCCCUCAGGCCACUGGCAGAAACCUUCUGGGGGUGAAGCGCCUGGCGCUGCUGGAUUUCUCAGAUCCCAGAGCCAGCAAGAGGCCCCAGGCCCCGGUGUCCAGCCCUGGCUCACAAAAGUGGCACCGGAGCUGCCCACAGACACUCAGCAUGCGGCACCCAGGAGCACGGGGCCAGCAGCAAGCUGGGUCUCUGCCCCCCAGCAGCCAUGCUGGGGAGCUGGAGAGCCCAGAGAGCAAGGAGGAGGCAGGCGAUGACUGGGAGGAGAGUGCCCCAUGCCCGGAGCAGCAUCUUCCUGCCCCUAGAGAUGUCAGGUCCCAGGCUGGCAGCUCCUCCUUAGCAGACAUCCCGGAUUACUUGCGGAAAUACCACACCAUCUGCUCAGUGGAGCAGCGCAGAGCUUAUGAGGCAGCGUUUAGUGCAGACUACACGGAGUACCGCGAUCUGCAUGCUCGCAUUGGUAACGUGAGACGGAAAUUCAUUCAGCUGGGAGCCAAAAUGAAGAUGUUGAAAGAAGGAACAGAGGAACGCAAGGCACUUGAAGCUAGAAUUGUGCACGAGUACAGCCACUUCAAGAAGACUUAUCCUAGCUACCAGCAGGAGAAGAAUCGCUGUGAAUACCUCCACCAGAAGCUGUCUCACAUCAAAAUUCUGAUUCUACAGUAUGAAGGAAGCGGGAGCUCCUAG
This is a messenger RNA of Grus americana (Whooping crane), 1557 nucleotides long. RefSeq names its product elongation factor for RNA polymerase II 3 (gene ELL3). Gene Ontology annotation, cellular component: transcription elongation factor complex. The record is from RefSeq and is a predicted model, not a curated record. Gene Ontology annotation, biological process: positive regulation of transcription elongation by RNA polymerase II; transcription elongation by RNA polymerase II; snRNA transcription by RNA polymerase II. Lineage: Eukaryota; Metazoa; Chordata; Aves; Gruiformes; Gruidae. The transcript is spliced from 12 exons. Gene Ontology annotation, molecular function: cis-regulatory region sequence-specific DNA binding. Bases 1 to 1557 code for a protein of 518 amino acids.